GCGGCAAGCGGCGGCGGGGCGGCGGCGGCGGCGCCAUGGAGCCCCGAGAGGUGAAGGACCGCAUCCUGGAGAACAUUUCGUUGUCGGUGAAGAAGUUGCAGAGCUACUUUGCCGCGUGUGAGGAUGAGACACCUGCGAUCCGGAAUCAUGACAAGGUCCUGCAGCGUCUGUGUGAGCACCUGGAUCAUGCCCUGCUGUACGGCCUGCAAGACCUCUCCUCUGGCUACUGGGUGCUUGUGGUGCAUUUCACUCGGCGAGAGGCCAUCAAGCAGAUCGAAGUGCUGCAGCAUGUGGCCACCAACCUGGGGCGCAGCCGGGCCUGGCUAUACCUGGCCCUGAACGAGAACUCCUUGGAGAGCUACCUGCGGCUGUUCCAGGAGAACCUGGGCCUGCUGCACAAGUACUACUUCAAGAACGCCCUGGUCUGCAGCCACGAUCACCUCGCUCUCUUCCUGACCCUGGUGUCUGGGCUGGAGUUCAUUCGAUUCAACCUGGACCUGGAUGCCCCUUACUUAGACCUGGCCCCCUACAUGCCUGACUACUACAAGCCUCAGUACCUGUUGGACUUUGAAGACCGCCUUCCCAGCUCGGUCCAUGGCUCAGAUAGUCUGUCCCUCAAUUCCUUCAACUCUGUCACCUCCACCAACCUGGAGUGGGACGACAGUGCCAUCGCCCCGUCCAGUGAGGAUUAUGAUUUUGGAGAUGUGUUUCCAGCAGUGCCGUCUGUACCCAGCACAGACUGGGAAGAUGGAGACCUCACAGACACCGUCAGCGGGCCGCGCUCCACAGCCUCAGACCUGACCAGCAGCAAGGCGUCCACCAGGAGUCCCACUCAGCGCCACAACCCCUUCAACGAGGAGCAAGCUGAGACCGUGUCCUCCUCUGACACAACCCCCGUGCAUGCCACCUCUGAGGACAAGGAGGAGUCUCAGGUGCCUGAGCUGCCGGAAGCCUGUGCCGAGCUCGAGGUCAUCAGGGUCAGCAAGAAGAAGAAGAUUGGCAAGAAGAAGAAGCCCAGGCCGGAGGAGGGAGCCAGUCCCCUUCACCCUCCCGCUGGUCAGCACAAGUGUGCCAGGCAGGAGGACGACGACAGCCUCAUGAGCAGCCCAGGCCUCGGCCAGGACUCCCCCGACACCACCCUGGCUUCCCCCCAGGACGAGGGAGAAGGGCCCAGCAGCACCACUGAGAGCAGUGAGCGCUCAGAGCCUGGCCCCAUGGGCUUGCUGAUCCCCGAGAUGAAAGACACGUCCAUGGAACGUCUGGGUCAGCCACUGAGCAAGGUCAUUGACCAGCUCCAAGGGCAGCUGGACCCCAGCACCUGGUGUUCUGCCGUCGAGCCCCCAGACCAGUCCUUUCGGACCGGCUCUCCCGGGGAAGCCCCGGAGAAGCCGCCAUUUUGCGACUUUAGUGAGGGGCUUCCAGCCCCCAUGGACUUCUACCGCUUUACCAUCCAGAGUCCAAGUGCUGCUGCACCAAGUGGCGGCAACCAUGACUCUGCAGGGCUUGGCGAACCGCUGCAUGUUCCUGGUGGCCCUGCGGCUGCUGGCCAAGAAGAAAAGGGAGGAGGAGGAAGAGAGGGGCCGACGCCUUGGCCCUUAGGGGACACCGCUGGGGAGGCCCUGGAUCUGCACGGCCAGUCAGCCCCAGGAAGCGAGAUGCCUGUGCCCGAGCCAGAGCCCAGGACCCAGGAGGCUCCCCAGCUCAAGCGGGACCAGCCCAGCCCGAGUCUGAGCAGUGCUGAGGACUCGGGGGUGGAGGAGGGGCAGGGGAGCCCUUCCGAGGUGCCGCACUCUUCAGAGUUCAGAGUUGACAACAACCACUUACUCCUGCUGAUGAUCCAUGUGUUCCGAGAAAAUGAGGAGCAGCUGUUCAAAAUGAUCCGGAUGAGCACUGGGCACAUGGAGGGCAACCUGCAGCUGCUGUACGUGCUGCUCACAGAUUGCUACGUCUACCUGCUGCGCAAAGGGGCCACAGAGAAGCCAUACCUGGUAGAAGAGGCUGUCUCUUACAAUGAACUUGACUAUGUGUCGGUUGGCCUUGACCAGCAGACGGUGAAGCUGGUGUGCACCAACCGCAGGAAGCAGUUUCUGCUCGACACAGCUGAUGUGGCCCUGGCUGAGUUCUUCUUGGUGUCUCUCAAGUCAGCCAUGAUCAAAGGCUGCCGUGAGCCGCCCUACCCCAGCGUCCUCACUGAUGCCACUAUGGAGAAGCUGGCACUGGCCAAAUUCGUGGCCCAGGAGUCCAAGUGCGAGGCUUCCACCGUCACUGUACACUUCUACGGGCUUGUGCACUGGGAGGACCCCAUGGAUGAGUCCCUGGCUUCCAUGCCCUGCCACUGCUCACCCCCGGAGGGCACCAUCACCAAAGAAGGCAUGCUGCACUACAAGGCUGGCACCUCCUACCUGGGCAAGGAACACUGGAAGACCUGCUUCGUGGUUCUCAGCAAUGGGAUCCUGUACCAGUACCCAGACCGCACUGACGUCAUUCCCCUGCUCUCAGUGAACAUGGGGGGGGAGCAGUGCGGUGGCUGCCGGAGAUCCAACACCACGGAUCGGCCCCACGCCUUCCAGGUCGUUCUCGCCGACCGGCCCUGCCUGGAGCUGAGUGCCGAGAGCGAGGCCGAGAUGGCCGACUGGAUGCAGCACCUCUGCCAGGCCGUGUCCAAAGGGGUUAUCCCCCAGGGGGUCGCCCCCAGCCCCUGCAUCCCCUGCUGCCUGGUCAUCACCGACGACCGCCUCUUCACAUGCCAUGAGGAUUGCCAGACCAGCUUCUUCCGCUCCCUGGGCACCGCCAAGCUGGCUGACGUCAGUGCUGUGUCGCUGGAGCCGGGCAAGGAGUACUGCAUCUUGGAGUUCUCCCAGGAUGGCCCGCAGCUGCCCCCACCCUGGGUCAUCUACCUGAGCUGCCCUUCAGAACUGGACCGCUUCCUGUCUGCACUGAGCGCCACUUGGAGAACCAUCUACCAGGUGGACCUCCCCCACAAGGCCAUCCCUGAAGCCUCCAGCAGGCAGAAGCUUGAGGACGCCUUGAGCCUGAUCCAUAGCACCUGGCAGCGCAGCGACAGCCUGUGCCGCGGCCGAGCCUCCAGGGACCCCUGGUGCUGAGGCAGGGUGGGAAGGGGAGGUAGUCGGCCAGCAGGUGCACUGCCAUGACCAGCUUGUGUGCCGCUCAGAGCCAGGCCUCCAGACCGUUCAACAGUUCACACAGGGCUGAUGACUGUCCUGGGCACCUGGAGUGGGUGCCCAGUGUCCCUGAGCAUGCUGUCCAGCAAGCUGCUGGGCAGAAGAAUGAGCCCUGUGGGCUCUCGGCUUCCAUGCUGUCUCCCUGGGCUGCCACCUCACAGCAGGAAGAAGGGGAGAGAGGCCUGGCGGUGCAGGCACCCUGUCCCUCCUGGAUCAGGAGCCCUGCAGAGGCUCAGAGCCACCUGGGGCCCAGCCAACCUCAUGUGUCUCUGAAGACUCUCAGCGUUGCGGGGAGGCCAGAGCACGUGAGACUGCAUGUGCCCCCCUCACCGGCCCAGCCCCGUGCAUAGCUGCCACCCUGCUAAGCCUGGGGCUGUGGCAGGGCUGCCCCCCAGGUUGCCAGGCUGCCCUGCAUGCCCACGGCCCUGCCCCUGCCUCCUCCAGCCCGGCAGUGCCCACAGGACCCAGGGAUGAAGAGCAGAAGACGGGCAGAAGGGGCUGGCGAGGAACAGAGCCGGCAGCCUGGGGGGCCAUGGUGACAGCUCCUGCCAGCAUCUGCUUGGCGGGAGCCAGGCUGCCCAGGUACUCCGUCAGGAGCUCUCUGGGAAGGGCUCAGGUGGUGUGGGUUUUGUUUUUUAAAAUAAAAUAGACAUGUUAUAUUGCCAAAACAUGGGCCUGGCCAUCUGUGGGGUGGGGGUGUUGGGGUGUCAUUCUGCAGGCAUUCCUCCGUCAUUUGCUCCACCCCUGACCCCUGGGACGAGGCCGAUGAGCUGUGACCCGUAGACACUGAGGCCCAACAUUUGCCUUCCCUCUUGGUUGCUGCAGCAGGCAGGGGAGGGGC
Molecule: messenger RNA, 4023 nt
Organism: Ochotona curzoniae (black-lipped pika)
Lineage: Eukaryota; Metazoa; Chordata; Mammalia; Lagomorpha; Ochotonidae
Gene: PLEKHM2
Product: pleckstrin homology and RUN domain containing M2
Exons: 20
Coding region: 36-3104 (1022 amino acids)
Biological process (GO): Golgi organization; regulation of protein localization; positive regulation of membrane tubulation
Cellular component (GO): endosome membrane
Molecular function (GO): kinesin binding
Source: RefSeq, a predicted model, not a curated record